AUGCUAGCCAUAGCCAUUACAGCAGAGCUCGAAGGCGUCACGGAUCUUCAACCAGAAGACACUGAGCAGAACCCAUUCUACUACACAUUCAAGGUGCAAUGUACAUCAUGCCGCGAGACACAUCCCAAUUGGGUGUCCGUGAGCCGUUUUGAGCAAAACGAGCAGUCCGGCAGCAGAGGAGAAGCCAACUUCGUGUGGCGAUGUAAGAACUGCAAGAGAGAACACUCGGCGAACAUCAUCGACUCGCCCAAGUCAUAUCCACAACAGAGCCCACCAAAGCCACAGAACAUCCUCACCAUUGACUGCAGAGGUCUCGAGUUCGUGGAAUUCAAGCCAGAUGGCGCGUGGAAUGCAACGGGCAUGGAGAAAGGCACAAAGUUCUCUGAUAUCGACUUGACCGAGGGAGACUGGUACGACUACGAUGAGAAGGCCGGCGAAGAGGUCAGCAUCAAGGACAUCAAAUGGGAGAUUUGCCGGGCAUGA
Messenger RNA from Fulvia fulva, 483 nucleotides. Its product is annotated as UPF0587 protein. Gene Ontology annotation, molecular function: zinc ion binding. NCBI's taxonomy places the organism in Eukaryota, Fungi, Ascomycota, Dothideomycetes, Mycosphaerellales, Mycosphaerellaceae. The record is from RefSeq and is a predicted model, not a curated record. Bases 1 to 483 code for a protein of 160 amino acids. The transcript has 5 exons.